Molecule: messenger RNA, 3611 nt
Organism: Phlebotomus argentipes
Lineage: Eukaryota; Metazoa; Arthropoda; Insecta; Diptera; Psychodidae
Exons: 7
Coding region: 78-3611 (1177 amino acids)
Biological process (GO): regulation of transcription by RNA polymerase II
Cellular component (GO): nucleus
Molecular function (GO): RNA polymerase II transcription regulatory region sequence-specific DNA binding; DNA-binding transcription factor activity, RNA polymerase II-specific; zinc ion binding
Source: RefSeq, a predicted model, not a curated record
UUGGCUGUCUGGCUGUCAUCGCAUAAACAAGAGGUGCCAGAAGUCCUGAAAAUUGGAAAAAUCGUGUCUAUUUCACAAUGUUAAGAGCCUGUUUAUCACAAAAUCCAGUGGGGAAGAACCAUUCGAUGGAGAAGUUGCCUUUUGUGAAGCAAGAAAUCGCUGAGGUGUGCAGGAUUUGCGAAACUAUGGAAAAUCUUCUUGACAUUUCCACUGAAGAAUUCAGUCACUUGAACGAAAAACUCCACAGAAUUGCUGAUUUUGAGGACGAUUACAGCAGCUUCUUGAAGUUCAUCUGCAUAUCUUGUGGCACAAAACUCGAAAAUGCCUUCGACUUCAAAAUCCAGUGCGAAGACACGUACAGAAAGCUUGUGGAUCAGAUGGACAAUAGCAUAUUUCAGGAUUCCCUCUUCAGCAAUUCCGGCAGCGACGAUCUCGAUCACAGUGGCAGCAAUAGGAAUUUUACCGAUGCCCACAGAGACAAGUCAUUCUUUGAGAUAUACGAAGUGGUUGAACUGGAAGCAAAUACGAAUGACACGAAAACCAUGGCACAGAAUCAAAUCAAGAAUAUGCGACAGCAGCAAUUCAAUACUCAGAAGACGAGCAACAGCAGCAAGAAUUUCUCCAGCGGCGCCAACCAGGGCGGCGGCUUCAUGAAAAUGCUGAACGUGAGAAGGACGGAGAAAGCCAAGGCUUCGUUUGUGUGCGCAAUGUGUGAUGAAACGUUCAAGGAGAAGUGGAAGAUGAGAGAACACAUGCAGCGCGUGCACUUGAUACGAAGGCGGCCGAUCUACGACAACGGCGAUCGCAAGGCGACCGUCGGCCAGGCGGCAUUCAGACAUCCGCCGACGCCGAUUGAAAAGAAAUUUCCGUGUAACAACUGCGGAAGGCUGUUCCGGACGAAAGCCUACUUAGAGAUUCACAGCCAAGAGCACGGUGCGUCGAAGCUGCGUUCUUUGCUGCACGAGAGCACGUCCAGAGGCUACAACGCAGCCGCCGAUGCGUACGGCUCGGCGGAUCAGGAGGAGGAGCAUGGCGAGGCCAAGUACACGUGCCACCUGUGCGACAAGUCCUUCCAGCGCAGGCAAGGACUGCGCGUCCACUACCAGAUCCACACAGACGAGCGGCCCUAUCCGUGCACAUACUGCGAGAAGGCAUUCCGCUGCCGUUCUCACCUUAACAGACACAUCUACACGCACACUGGCGAGAAGAAGUACAAGUGCCAGGUGUGCCAGAAGUGCUUCACGCAGUCCGGCAGUCUAAGAAUACACAUGCGAAUCCACACAGGAGAGCUUCCCUACGAGUGCCCGAACUGCCUCACGAGGUUCAGGGUGAGGAAAACCCUGCUCAACCACAGAAAGCGGUGCUUACCAGUGAAGCAGGAGAGAUACAAAUCACUUUUCACGGUGCUUCGUGAAUUCUCGCUUCUCUCGGAACUUCUUCGGACAGCUGGAGCACUCAAAGGGGUACUCGCCCGUGUGGAUGCGCAUGUGGAUGGUGAGUGUGCCGGAUUGCAUGAAGGAUUUGCCGCACUCCAGGCACUUGUAGGACUUUUCGCCGGUGUGCGUCUUCAGGUGUCUGCUGAGGUGUGUGCGGUAGCGGAAGGCGUAGGAGCAGAUGUGGCAGGGGAAGGGGCGCUCGCCGGUGUGCAUUCUGUAGUGCUCGUUCAAGUACUGCUUUCGGAGGAAGCUCUUGCCGCACUCCUCGCAUUUGUGUGGCUUCUCGCCGUUGUGGAUCUUCACGUGCUUCAUGUGUUGCAGCGUGUUCUGGGACUUAUGGCCGCAGAUUUGGCACUCGAGAGACUGCGCCUUGGAGCCGAACGACACCAUAUGCACCUUCCGGUGGGACUUCAUGUAUGUCUUCGUACGAAACGCCUUGCCGCAGAAGUCGCAGGGGAAUGUUUCGGCGCUGUGCAUCUUCCGGUGCCGCAUCAUCGACACAUAGUGCGUGUAUUUGGCGCCACAGACAUUGCACUCGUGUCGCUUGCUGUUACGAAUGCCCCAUUUGGCUCAUCCGCGAUCUCAGCAACACCCACAUUUGCCAUCACUUCCUCGUCAGAACUCACGCUCACGUCGCACUCAAUGGGCAAAGUCUCCAUAUCUUUGGCACUCUCUCUCAUCUCAGUCCACCUGUGGAACUUCUCUGACUCCUCGAAAUCCCCCCAAUCUGACGAGUCGGAAUCUAAAUUAAUAGUCUCUCCGAGUUGCUGUGGAUGCUUCAUAACUUUCAGCUCCUCGAAGUAUAUCUGCUCGUUCUCCACUUCCAGGUCAUCAUCGGCGUCUCCCGCUGGAUCAGCAGCGUCGGAUCUUUGCUUCAUGCUGCAAGUCACGCAUAUGAAUUGCAACCAGGUGCUUACAAACUUCAUGCCUGAUUUGUGCGUCAACUGGACAGAAUCAUCUGCAAAACCUCCUUUGCUGCAAUCGACAAUUAGUUCAAUCGAGGGUUUCAUGGACAAGCAGCUCUGCGCGAAGCAAGAUGUCUUGGAAUUGUGCAGAAUCUGCGAGCGGAUGGACAAUCUCCUUAACAUUUCCACGGAGAAGUUCAGCCACUUGAAUGAGAAACUCCACCAAAUCGCCGAUUUUGGGGGAAAUUACAGCUAUAUGCUGAAUUUCAUCUGCACCCGCUGCAGUGCGCGACUUGAGGAUGCUUUUGACUUCAAGAUUCAGUGCGAGAAUACGUAUAAGAUCCUGAUUUGCCGAAUGGGAACGCAUCGAGCGCAUCCGCUCAGCGUAGAUCCACUCAGCGAGCUGAAAUCAGUGAAGACUGAGCGUCCUGAAGAAAAGAGCGAUCCUGAAAAGAUGAGGAUCAAGACUUGGGUGGAGAAGAGUGAGAAAACUCCAGACAACACUGGAUUUGUGAUAAGAGAGAAAUUGAGAUUCGCUUGCGCUGAUUGCGGCAAGAGGUUCAAGAAAAAGUGCCUGGUGAGGAAUCACAUCUUUCGGGCGCACGUCAAGGACAUGCCUUUUGGGUGUGAAGUGUGCAAUUUGAGAUUCUCCCUGGAAUCAUCCCUGAAGGCGCACAGGCGAUUGCACUGCGACUCUCAAGUUCCGUGCGAUGUCUGUGGAAAAACGUUCAAGAACCUGUCUUAUAUGAGAGGCCAUCGGAGGAAGGUGCAUUCAAAGCCACCGCGGCCACAAAUCAAUCCAGGAACUGUUUGUCAGACGUGUGAUUUCCACGCCAAGAACCGCACGACUCUUCUAGCCCACUUGAAGCGCCACACCGGCGAACUGCGCUUCAAGUGUGACGUGUGCGACAAGCGAUUCCUACGGAAGAUGCAACUGAAGAGACACCUGACCAUUCACACCGGCGAGCGACCGUACAUGUGCCACAUCUGCUCUAAAGCCUUCAAGGUGCGGCCCAAUCUCAACUCACACAUGAUGAGCCACAGCGGCGAGAAGAAGUACAAGUGCAAGUUCUGCGAGAAGUCGUAUCAGCAGUCCUACGCGCUGAAGGUGCACAUGCAGCGAGAUCACUUGGACGAGCCUCGCUAUGAGUGCCCAAAGUGCUUGGCGAAGUUCCGACAGAAGAAGAUAAGGACGAUUCACGCGAAAACGUGUCGCGGAGAGCCGCCUAAGGAGCCACGAACGCUGGAAGAUUUGGGAAACAGAAGCUAA